Messenger RNA from Trypanosoma grayi, 849 nucleotides. RefSeq lists its product as hypothetical. Bases 1 to 849 code for a protein of 282 amino acids. The record is from RefSeq and is a predicted model, not a curated record. The transcript has a single exon. NCBI's taxonomy places the organism in Eukaryota, Euglenozoa, Kinetoplastea, Trypanosomatida, Trypanosomatidae.
AUGAAGAGAUGUCACCCAUCUCAUCGUCACAUUGUGGCCCGCUGUGGGGCUGCGGCGUGUGUCGACCUCGCAGACGCAGCCAAAGCUGCUGCCGCGGAGGAGGGUAACUCCGACGACGCAGCGGUGACAUUGCACACUCCGUUUGCGGACGUUUCGCGGUUGCACGUUGGCGCACCUGAAGAGGCGGUACGCCGAAUAUCGUUAUUUUAUCGCCCCGAGGUGCAUGCAUACGGCCUGCUCAGCGCGGCGGUCAUCCUUGAUGAGGCGUACAGACGCGGUAUUCUCGAGCGCAGGGUGGAUCCGGCGAAGUUCCUGGUUCAUCCUAUGGCACUCAUCCGUAACCCCUCUAUGUUCUCACAGUUCUUUGGUGCCGACAGGGCGCCUCUAUUCUCCGACCUCCUUUGUGACCUUCUUGCUCAGCAUGACGCCGCCCAAUCCCCGCUUGUCCUCGCCUGUCGCUCGCAAAGCGUGAACGCAGGAAGGUGGAUCCCCUUCUUGCGUGGGCUUAGCCUCUGUGUGGCUGCGAGUGAUCCUGUUGCUUCGCAGGCAACGACUGUCAUUGAGGAUUUGCUUCUGGGCGGCGGCGGCGGCGGCGGCACGCACAACAGCCUGGCAGUCCCGGGCGACUACCAUGACCGAGGCGUUUCAGUCGCCGAUAUGCUCAUGGAGGCGGCAGUGGAGUUCGGCCUGAUCAGCCUCUCGCUGCUGAGCCUGUCUGUGUACCGCCAGUUCCUCCCCGAGACGCCGUACGCGGUCAGCAAGCGCUUCGCCCUCUGCACCACGAGAAGUGAGAGGCGGCAGCUGGACUGGAACGUGCGGUGCCUCGCGGCGAGGCGGCGCAGGCGCUAA